Messenger RNA from Zootoca vivipara (common lizard), 7688 nucleotides. It is a transcript of the gene PCCB, whose product is annotated as propionyl-CoA carboxylase subunit beta. The record is from RefSeq and is a predicted model, not a curated record. Gene Ontology annotation, cellular component: mitochondrion. Gene Ontology annotation, molecular function: propionyl-CoA carboxylase activity. NCBI's taxonomy places the organism in Eukaryota, Metazoa, Chordata, Lepidosauria, Squamata, Lacertidae.
UCCACAGCCAUGGCCGCCCUGCGGAUCCUGCCCUUUCGGCUCCCGAGGGUUGCCCUGGCGUUUUCCCGCCGGCUCUGCAACAGCCCCCCUCGGCGCGCGCCCACGGUGCCCGAGCGCAUCGAAGAGAAGCGUCGGGCUGCGCUGCUCGGCGGCGGCCAGGCGCGCAUAGAUGCACAGCACCGGCGGGGAAAGCUGACAGCCAGGGAGCGUGUUCUUCUUUUACUGGAUCCUGACAGUUUUGUAGAAUAUGACAUGUUUGUGGAACACAGAUGUGCAGAUUUUGGGAUGGAGGCUGAGAAAAACAAGUUCCCUGGCGACAGUGUGGUAACUGGCCAGGGUAGAAUUAAUGGCAGAUUGGCAUAUGUCUUCAGUCAGGACUUUACUGUGUUUGGAGGCAGUUUAUCUGGAGCACAUGCUCAAAAGAUCUGCAAGAUAAUGGAUCAGGCUGCUAUGGUCGGUGCUCCUGUUAUUGGUUUGAACGAUUCAGGAGGGGCCCGGAUCCAGGAAGGAGUAGAGUCCCUGGCUGGUUAUGCUGAUAUAUUUUUGAGAAAUGUACUAUGUUCUGGGGUAAUACCACAGAUUUCUCUUAUCAUGGGCCCUUGCGCAGGAGGGGCUGUCUAUUCUCCUGCUUUAACAGAUUUCACAUUCAUGGUAAAGGACACAUCCUAUCUAUUCAUAACAGGCCCUGAUGUAGUCAAAUCAGUCACCAAUGAAGAUGUUACUCAGGAGCAACUUGGAGGUGCAAAGACCCACACUGCAGUAUCAGGGGUUGCACACUGUGCCUUUGAGAAUGACAUAGAUGCUUUGCUCAAUCUCAGAGAAUUUUUUAAUUACCUACCGCUUAGCAAUAAGGAUCCAGCUCCUGUCAGAGAAUGCCAUGACCCUAGCAACCGGUUGGUCCCUGAGUUGGAUACCAUUGUCCCGAUGGAAUCUACUAAAGCUUAUGACAUGGUGGAUAUUGUGCAUUCGAUAGUUGAUGAGAGAGAAUUCUUUGAGAUCAUGCCCUCCUAUGCCAGAAAUAUCAUUGUUGGAUUUGCCAGAAUGAAUGGAAGAACUGUUGGAAUAGUUGGCAACCAGCCCAAAGUAGCAUCAGGCUGUUUGGACAUAAACUCCUCCGUGAAGGGAGCCCGUUUUGUUCGCUUCUGUGAUGCUUUCAACAUUCCUCUGAUAACUUUUGUAGAUGUACCUGGAUUUUUACCAGGGACAUCUCAGGAAUAUGGUGGGAUUAUACGCCAUGGAGCAAAACUGCUCUUCGCUUUUGCAGAAGCAACUGUGCCAAAAAUCACUAUUAUAACAAGGAAGGCUUAUGGUGGGGCCUAUGAUGUGAUGAGUUCAAAACAUUUAAGAGGAGAUGCUAAUUAUGCAUGGCCAACAGCAGAGGUAGCAGUGAUGGGUGCCAAGGGAGCCGUGCAGAUAAUUUUCAGGGGAAAGGGGGCACAUGCAGAAGCAGAGUAUGUGGAAAAGUUUGCAAAUCCUUUCCCUGCAGCAACCAAAGGGUUUGUUGAUGACAUCAUCCAACCUUCCUCAACUCGACUGCGAAUCUGCCGUGACUUGGAAGUCCUGGCUAGCAAGAGACAAUCCAACCCAUGGAAGAAGCAUGCCAAUAUUCCUCUCUGAAUUUGUUUUAUGGAAAAGGGAUGAUAGGUUGCCAGGAAAGCAGUGGAGCCCAGCUGAAAUCCUGAUUCUGAAUCUUCUGAAGUAUGUGAAAAUUUUUAUGGAUUAUAUUCUAGAAAUGUUGGGAUACUAUGAGAUUGUAGACAAGGAAUCAAUUGUAUAUUUAAGCAAAAGGUCCAACAUAUGGAAGUUGUCACGAUAUCCUGUAACUUGAUCUUUGACAGUCUAAAGACAGAAUAAUCAUACAUAAAUGUAAAGCCAGAAUAUUGCAACAGAAGUCUAAGAGAAUAUGGAAUUAAACUAUUUGGUUUCCUUUAAACAAGAUUGUCUGUGGGGAGAUUAUUUGUGGAUUAGAUUCGGAGGAUGCAAAACAGGAUUUAUCUCCUGCAAGGGGAGAUGGAAAUUGCCCACAUGGUAUUCAUCGCAAGAAAAUAUUACAGGAUUUCAAGGUUUUCUAAUGCAGAUGUUAUUCAGUAUAAAUUUCUUAUGUCAGAUUUUGGUCUCAUCAGCUACCUAACAAGACUAUUCACCUACUGACUUUAUAAGAGAUUGUUUUAGGGCUCUGAAAGGCUUGUGGGAGAAGAUUCUCCUUUGUGCCUAUGCAUAAUACUUCUAACUGAGAAGCCCUUAUGCCAGGUAGAACCACGCAGGCCAAAAGAGGUUCAUUCAUUCUGGCCUGAUAUACCUUGAAAAUAACUAAAUGUUGUAUCUACAGUGGUACCUCGGGUUACAAACGCUUCAGGUUACAAACUUCACUAACCCAGAAAUAGUACCUCUGGUUAAGAACUUAGCUUCAGGAUGAGAACAGAAAUCGUGCUCUGGUGGCACGGCAGCAGCAGGAGGCCCCAUUAGCUAAAGUGGUGCUUCAGGUUAAGAAUAGUUUUAGGUUAAGAAUGGACCUCCAGAACAAAUUAAAUUCUUAACUAGAGGUACCACUGUAUUAGAGCAGGCACCUUUUGCCCAUUUCUACCUUAAAUCCCUUACUUUCAUGGCUAUAAAGCCAAGCAGAGGUCUCAUACCUUUUUAGAAAACAUUUUGGAUGUUUCUAAAAAUAAAAUUGUGUGCUCGGAAUAUAAAUGCGAACCCUAAAUUUGAUUGCUGAAAAGGCGACUGAUUAGUAAACACCAGGUGAUAUCCACUUGAAAUCCAUUUAUUUCAAUAGGGCUAAUUCGAGUAUGACUUAGCAGUCUUGUUUUUAAGGAUGGGUUGCCCUGUCCCGACUAGUAAUAUCCAGGUGUGGUGCUUUUUAAACAAACCUGUCUUGCAAAGCUGCACAUCAGAGAUUAAUUCUGUUCUGAUCCCACUUCAGGAAGCAGGUUGCUUUUACCAGUCAAAUGCUUCAUAUACAAAUGCUUCUAGAUACUUUGUCAUUUCACUCAUGUGGCAUUGCGGCUCAACAUCCCAUAUUCGUUGCUUAAUUGUGGAUGUGGCUUUCUCGUAUCUACAGGUUAUCAGAGUGAACCCUAGACUUCUCAAUUUCUUUUGCAGCAAGGAUUUCCAUUUUGUUUGACUAUUAAAAUCAAGGGUGCCAGACCUACCGGGAAGAAAAUUAGUUUUAGCCAGUAAUGGAUCUUCAGAAUCCAUAUCCAGGACCGAACUGGGAUUUGUCCAAGGGGAAAAGAUAGUCAGAAAACUGGGCUAACAAAUAUUCAAAGCCUUUGACAGAAAAGUAGUAAUAGCAAUAGUUCUAACCCUGUGUUACAUGAAUUGGUUCAGAUGAAGUAGAUAUUUAGCACACACAAUACAAAGACCAUGAAAAGGUAAUUUGAAAAAAAAAAUGGUCACUGUUUAUUAUAUUGGAGUAAUCUGUUCCAAGAUUCUUCUGUAAUUGUUAGUAAAACUACAAUAAAUUUCCAAUACAAACAAUUUAGAGAAGAACUAUACAAACGGGUAUUUAUGUAGCCCUAAGUAUUUACAAGUCCCACCUUUAAGUCCACCUCAUCUCUGCAGAGCUCUUGUAAUUGAGAGGGUGAGUUAAGACAGCAGUUGAAACACAUUUACAAGUGUGUUGGUUGGUAAUGGUUAUUAACCAUAGACAAAACAGGGUUAAAAGAGACUAUGUAAUUGACAUGGUUAGGGACAAGAUAUGCUAGAAACAAGAACAGCAUGGACUCAUAACAAUGUAUUUGAGGUCAGAAAGAAACAAGGUUCAUACGUCAGCAAUAUUAAUAUUCCUGUUUGGUAUGCAGAAGGUGGAUGCAUUCUUCAUCUUGUUCCGAUAACAGAAAGGAUUACCAUUUACGAGCAUUUUAAUGAACACAUUGGGAUAAUUAAUGUGGACAAGACCACCUGCCAGCAUACUUGCACCAUUCAAGAUUAAUUGAACUAAUAAGAGUAGCAGCUAGUGAUGGACAGGACAAUAUCAAAAAGGUAAGAUAAAACUGGCUGAUGCAGCCAGAGAAUACUGUCACAAGUUGUUCCAAAUGACAUCUCCAAAACAACAAACAGGCACCUUACAGCUGAUGUAUUAGUAAUGCCAGGCAAAAACUUCAAGUAUCAAGGUAGCAAAGCACAUGAGCUCUAUUAAGACUAGAGCAUCUUUGUGACUAACUCCUUUAAUCUUAUCCACAUUUUCCUGUCUAUGGUGGGCAGCCCUUUAGGGCAGAGAGAUUUGCAGCAGUAGAGCACCUAAUGUAUGAUACUACUAAAGCUGCAGGCAUGAAAAUUAAAAGUAAUAUUUAAACCUAAGGAUAUUUGUACUUAUUAAGGAACCAAGAAAAGAAAGUUAUGGCUAAAAGUGGGACACUAAGCCACAAAUAUUCCACUGCAUUGCUGUUCCAAUAUUAUCAUUACUCAAGUAUAAAUAUUCAGUCCAGGGUUCAAAAACCCUAUAAAAAUAGCUGUAUAAAAAACUCGCUGUUUUUUAUAUGGUUAUCACAAUUGUACAGAAUUCCAAAGUGUGUUUUAUAAUCUGUGUUUAAGAGACCAAUUAUUGUUGCCAAUGAAUAAAUUGGAUAGGGCCACAAUAGAAAAUUUGUUUACUACUUCUAGAAGUUGAAUAAUUUUUCUCCUUGCUCAGUGUAAAGCUGCUGCAUCCUUUGGGCAGGGAAGUUUCCUUUGUCAGAGGGUGAAUUUAAAGAGUGCAAAGAGAUAACAGUACUUUAUGUAGACCUAUUGAAUCAACUGUGGUUGACAUCAAGUUGCUGUACAAAUGUGUUGCAUGGUUUCUGGACUCUACUGGUAGAAAUAAAUAGCCAAAAAUGCUAAAAUCCAGACACUUAUCUUCUACCCCUGCCCACCCAAGAUAAGACACAGAGGAGCUACAGGAGUUCUGCCAAUAAGAAAUAUAGGAGACCACAUAUCUGGAGAGGUCUUUUUUAAAAAUAAUAAUAAAAAAUAAAUCUUACAUUUAUACUCCACCAAUCUUACAUCAUGGAACCAGAAGCCAUAUAUUUGUCAAAGCCAGUCUACAAUCUAUUGUGUGAUGGUAAGUUGGUCCAUUCUCAGGUGUUUGCCAGGUGUAGAGAAAAGAACAAACUUCACCUCAUCAACUCAGACAAGAAGAAGGCUAUGGAAGCCCAACUCAAGUUUCUGUCCGUUUUCAGCAAAAAACAUUGUCUGAAUUCUGUACUACUUCUUACACUUCAAGUAAGGUGUCACUUACAGGAACUCCUAUUUCAAUGUGCAUCAUAACCACAGAUUUUCCAAGUCAACUUAUUAAAUGCUUACUUUUUGAACUUGUUAUGCUUUUGUAUAAAUAACCACCAAAGUGGUGGCAGGAGAGGCUUGGGCAGUAAGUGUAUUGACGGGAGAAAUUAGGAAUGUCUACUGAAUUCUGGAGGGCUUUUGUACACACCUACUGCACAACCAUGAGGUGGUGGUUCUUUCAAUGAAAGCAGGAGACUUCUGAAUCCUGUACCAUCAAUCGGAUUCUGCAAAGUUUUCUGCACGCAUUAGAGGUCACAGUAUCUCAACUCCAAUCUCAACGCCACAUGCUCUGAAUCUAUUUACUUGAAUUGCACAUUAGGUAUGGGUAAGGGACAGCAACUGCUUAUGUAAAGUUUUAAAGAUGCUGAAAUGUUUCACUUAAGGGUGAAACAUAUUCACUCUUACUGCAGAAGGAAAAACCCUUAAUGUCUGAUCUGCCCAGAAUGCUGAGCAAGCAGCAGGAUUAGCACACUUUCAAGCUUCACUAUAGGUAAAUAUUUAGUGGAAGACAGACCAAACAGAAAGCACCCAUUUUCAAAUGCUUUUGUGGAAAGGACUCCACUGCACAUGUGAUUUUGAGGAGUUUAUUAAAGGAAAAGUGAAGCAUCAGUUUUAAAUUGUACAAAAGGAAAAAACCUCAAAUUGUAAAUGUACAAUUUACAGAAUUACUAGCAAAACCAAUCAAGGAGACACAUUUUUAAAAACCUAUUGACCGCAAACUGAACUGGAAACCCAUUGGAGGUAACUUACUUGUAAACAGCUUUUGUUUUACAGAAUUCUAUAAGGAUCAAUUAAAAUUCAGGUUUUCCAUAUGAAGGGCUGUGGAGCACAAGGUUUGUCUCUGAUGGAUUUAAACCAUCAACAGCUAUGCCACUCUGCCCACUAAACUGAAGUGCUACUGCACCAUUUGUGUCCACUGUUAUGGGAGAACUUGUACUUUGUCCUGAAGCACCAACUCGUGACUUUAGCAACUUUUCAAUUCCUAAACAACUGUCUUUCUUGAACUAUUAGAUGUUUUUGGCAACCAUAAUUUGAGUACUGUACAAUUUUUAGGAGGGGAAAUCCCAACUAAAUGAUUUGAUCUACAUGUUGUCUUUGUCUCCCAAAAGGCAAGUAAGCAUUGGAUGCACCUUGAAGUCAUUAAAAGGACCUUUAUGGGAGGUCAGAGUUAUUUUGCAACUGCUAUCAAAAACACCUCUGAAGCAGGUAUAUUAGAACUGGGUCAAUUUAGAUCUGCUUUAAAGCACACUAACAUUUAAACUCCAAAAAGAAGACUAGUUUGGCCUCAUUUUUACAAAUGCUCUUAUUAACAGGAGCUGUGCUCACCUCCGAGGAACAAAAUCAGUCCUUUAUAACUACAUUAGCAGCUACCAGGAAGAAUCAUAAUAUUGAAGCAGAGUGAAAGUCCAGAUCAUUGAAGACACUGAAAAUAUCUUAGAACAAAUAAUUAGCUGAUUGUUUUUUGGAUUGUUCUGCUUUUUAGAAAAUCAUUUAAUAAUUACUCUUAAUAAUGCACAGUUAACACUGAGAGCUGUAUUCCAUUGUAAGCUUAAGAACGUCACCAUCUAAGCACAAGUUUCUAUGCAGCACAUACAGUAAAUCUAACUGGCAAAAUUAAUUUACAAAAAUAGCACAAAAGGGUAUUUACGGCAUGGAAAGUUAGACACUUCUCUAUGGUACAGUUAAAAUUGCUUUGAAAAUGCAAGUGUGACUCCUGUCUCCCUCCUCCCACCACCCCGCCCAGUGAUUUGCGUUCCUCAGGAAAGUUGCUGCUUUUGUACCUCAGAUCUGACAGGGCAUGAAAUAGGUAGUAGAAACAGCAAAUAGAUUACUUUAGAACCACUGGUUUGUUUUUCUGAGAAUAUUUUAUUUGCUGGUAUAAGUUGCUAAAAAUGCACAGAACAAGUACCAAUAGAAAAUGUGCUGUUUGUGUGUUCCCCUAGUGCUAUAUAAAAUGAAUGUUACACAGCAUCUGUUGGAAAAGUGGCUUAUGGACAUCUCUUACUUUAUGCCCUAUUAUAAAUAAAAAAUAAAUCUUCUCAGAAGUAUAAAAUCUGGGGUUUUUUUUCUUUUCAGAAUCUGACUUUUUGGCAGAGAUGCAUACAUCUGACUUCUAGCCUCUUUUGUAAGAGUGUUCCACUCUCAAUGGUCAGAGAGGAUCCAGAAGUGUACCAUACUGCUAGUCACAUCCAGUGCGUUUAACAAUACUUCUCCAGCCAGGAUGGCCUGCUGAUAGCAUCACUGCUGGUCAAUGGCAGACAGGCAUAAAUUUAAUAAAAUGGCUAGCUUCUAAAACAUAAAAAGGCAAAUGUUAAAACAUUUUGAAGUUGUACAGCAGAAAAAUAAAGUUAAAAAGUUUUGUUUUCAUUCAAUGUUUUCUGAAAACGUGUAGAACAGUGUUUAACUGUUUUAAUUUAAAAGCUUCU